Notolabrus celidotus (New Zealand spotty) is the source of this 2533-nucleotide messenger RNA. RefSeq names its product methyltransferase-like protein 24. The record is from RefSeq and is a predicted model, not a curated record. The transcript is spliced from 5 exons. NCBI's taxonomy places the organism in Eukaryota, Metazoa, Chordata, Actinopteri, Labriformes, Labridae. The coding region runs from base 263 to 1606 and encodes 447 amino acids.
UUAGCAGAGUUAGAAAAGUUGAGGUUAUCUAAUUGUUGAGCAAUUAAUCACGCUUGGCUUCACUUUAAUAUCCUUUGCUAAUGUGUAUUCAAGUUUGGCAUCUCAGCUGAAAAGACUUCCAUUUAUGUAAUGUUUUUGGCCUGCUACUCAUAUUCAACAGUGUAACCUCAAGGAAAUAUUUACCCAACAAAGAGGCUAACAGGAACUGUAUGAGUUAGUUAUGGGCUAAAUAAAACUUCGGCCACUGCCAGUAAGGCCAACGAUGACCGAGGAAUGCGCUUCGUCAUCACAACUUUCCCCUGGGGGUAAGGAGGAGAAGAAGGAGGUCGCGAAGAAAACAGGAGGAGGGGUGUUCUCAGCUGGGACUUUCCUCAUACCCUCCAGAAACACUUUAAUCACAGGGCACCGAGCCGGAGAUGUUUCCCGGUGCUACCGUCGCCACCGGGGAGGUAUGUGGAUGUGUUUACGGUGGUGUGGCCGCGGUGGUCACCCGAUCCGCUCGGGAAUUCUGCUUCUUAUAAUCCCACCGCUUCUCCUCGCGCUCCAGCUCCUUGUUGUCGGGCCGCGGCUGCCUCGAGCUGGACGGCUGGGGGUGGAGGAGCAGGAGGGCGCGGUGGCCUUUUCCGUUCUUAGCAUCGAGCCGGUGAGGAACUCGCGCCAACGGGAAUCUCAGUCACGGCAGCCGGGUCUGGAUGAGGAGGAGGAGGAGGAGGAGGAGGAGCAGGAUGUGGAAGAUGGGAGAAUGAGGGAGGGGGAUCGAGCCUAUGAGGACGAGAAUGAGAUGCUCUGGCGCCAGUUGGGACCCAGAACAUUGGAGGUGCAGCCGUGGGCAGCAGACCAGCCGUCCUUCACAGCAGAGCUCAAUCGUGUCAUCACGUAUAUCACAAGGCCUCAGCUCAACUGCUCCAGGGUUUUGUCUCCAGGUCAGACUCAGGCAUCACAGCCUGCCAUAGAUUCCCCCCACUGGAUGCUGUGCGCUGAGGACUGGCUCCUUCCAGCAGGAGAUACACCAUGCGUUGCUUACUCCUUUAGUAUGGAUAGAGGAGACGCAGAGUUUCUGAAGACUGUGUCAGGGCUGGGAUGUGAAGUCCACAGUUUUGAUCCCAGCAACUCCAAAGCAUCUGGCCGUCACCUUGGCAACAGUUUGGCAAGUAACCAUGGGGAUGGAGGCGUGGUAAGCCAGCACAAGAUGUGGCUGGAGUGGCGAGCGCCAAGGAAGCGCAAGCACAAGACAAGAGGCAACCUGGGUAGUGUUUCUCAAACACUGGCAGACAUCAUGGCAGCUUUGGGACAUCACACAGUUCACUUCCUGUAUGCUGACCUGCUCAGUGCUGAGUGGAGAGUUUUCCAGAACUGGAUUGAGUCCGGAACUCUGCAGAGUGUCCAUCAUGUGGUUGCCACGGUGCACCUGCAAUGGGCUGGCUUCGAGGUGGGCGGGACUGAUGAGGAGGUGCUGCGCUAUUGGUUCAGCAUCCUGCAGGGUCUCCAAGCUUCUGGACUCAAGCUGAUCCAUAGCUCUGCAGGGGAGGGUCAAAGCGUCCUGAAACAGACAGUAGCAAAUGCACACAGCACCUACACACUCAGCUGGGUCAACGUGAGACACUGACUCACACUGGGAUGGACACAGAUGUGCACACAUGAGCAGAAAUUCAGGAUUACCUCAAAAAAAAGAAAGAGGUCACUGAUGAAAUAUUUUGCAGAGUUACAGUUUUCCCACUGAACUUUUUUUGUCCCCUGCCUUGUGCUCACACAGUUCUUAACAUGACACCUCCCUCUAGUGGAAAUGUAAAGGUUUGUCUUUUUCUGACUCCUUGCACAAAGGGAAGUACUGUUAUUCCUGUAAAUGCUACUAUCUUUACUAAGAAUUGGGUCAACAGAUAUACAUUUCCCCUUUAGAAAAACAUAAAACGUGUAAAUGUGAGCUGAAGCUACAGUUUGUAUACUAUUUAAUUAGGUAAAUAUCAAUUAGUUGUAAUGCAGGUACAGACAUGUUUUCUCCAUUUUCUUCUUUCUUUUAUAGUUGAACCUUUGAUUGUAUUGCAGUAUGCAGCUUUAUUUUGAGAUGAAUAUGAUCAGGCGGCAAUUUGAAUGCAUAUUAAGCACAUAAUUUAUGCAUCUCUGUACAUCACUGUAAGGCCUUUAAAACUUGUUUAUGUGCAAUAAUUCUUUAAAUUGAUAAGAAGAUGUUAUAGAAAGAUACUAAAAAUAUGUUGGAUGUAUGGUGCCUUCAGUUAUAUAAUAUUGAGGUUUUUGUAUGCAACAUGUCUGCAUUUUGCACUCUACUGUGUACUGUAAAACAAUGAGGUGAACACUGAAAACUUUAAGUGCAUUAUUAUAAAUUAAAUAAGGACAAAGUUUACUCAAUGUUUUGGCUGUUCACACAAUAACCAUGGUCACCUCUGGAAACAACUUUUUUAUUAUUCCUCAGACAAUUCAUUUAAUUUCUUUUGGGUGUGGCAUAACAGAUUGACAGUUGUUGCCUUCUGGUAAAUAUAAAGUCACACAGACCACAGGUCUGACGAUUUUAAUGUAA